Messenger RNA from Vigna radiata var. radiata (mung bean), 1251 nucleotides. RefSeq lists its product as uncharacterized. Lineage: Eukaryota; Viridiplantae; Streptophyta; Magnoliopsida; Fabales; Fabaceae. The coding region runs from base 1 to 1251 and encodes 416 amino acids. The transcript has a single exon. The record is from RefSeq and is a predicted model, not a curated record.
AUGCAGAAAGAAAUAAAAGCUUUACAGGACAACAACACUUGGUUUCUAACGAAGCUUCCACAAGGAAAGACAAUUAUUGGCUGCAAAUGGGUAUACAAGACUAAAUAUAAAGCAGAUGGGACUAUAGAAAGGCAUAAAGCUUGCCUCGUGGCUAAAGGGUAUACCCAACAAGAAGGGAUUGAUUACUUAGAUACGUUUUCUCCCGUUGCAAAGUUAACUACGGUUAGACUGCUCAUUGCAGUAGCAGCAUCUCAAAAUUGGUUUUUACAACAAUUAGAUGUGAACAACGCCUUCCUACAUGGAGACUUAAAUGAGGAAGUGUACAUGGAACUACCUACAGGUCUUAAUGGUGCCGAGAAAGGCCAAGUAUGCAGACUUACUAAGUCUCUAUAUGGCCUCAAGCAAGCUAGCAGGCAAUGGUUUGAAAAGUUAUCCACUUUCCUUAUAUCCAUCAACUACACACAAUCAAAGAGUGAUCAUUCUCUCUUCACGAAGACAACACCUANUGGAUUCANANNUCUUCUAAUCUAUGUUGAUGACAUUAUUUUNGCANGGAAUNCUAUGACAGAAAUUGACAGGGUAAAGGGCCUCUUACACAAUAUGUUCCAAGUAAAAGAUUUAGGGAACCUUAAAUAUUUCCUAGGGUUGGAAAUAGCAAGAUCCAAGAAGGGAAUUCAUAUGUCCCAAAGGAAGUAUGCCUUAGACAUCCUUGAAGAAACGGGUAUGUUGGGUUGCAAGCCUUGUUCAACCCCAUUUCUGAAUGAUACAAGUUCUCUCUACAAAGCUGACAGUUAUUUGAAAGACCCAACUUCAUAUCGAAGAUUGAUAGGGAAGUUACUUUAUCUUACAAACACCAGGCCUGAUUUAUGUUUUUCCAUUAAUCUGUUAAGUCAAUUUGUUCAAUCUCCUACUGACUAUCACUAUCGGGCUAUUCAACAUGUGCUUAGGUACAUCAAAUCUAAACCUUCAGAAGGACUAUUCUUUCCAGCAGAUUCUCCUAUACAUUUAAAGGCCUUCAGUGAUUNAGAUUGGGCAACCUGUCCCAACACCAGGAGGUCAACCACAGGUUUCUGCAUUUUUCUUGGGUUAUCACUCAUUUCGUGGAAAACAAAGAAGCAAAGUACAAUGUCAAGGUCUUCCACUGAGGCAGAGUAUAGAGCCCUAGCAGCCACUACUUGCGAUACAGUGGCUUCACUACCUACUAGACGAUCUACAAGUUCAAGAAGCUGGAAUACCAGCCCUCUACUGUGA